Molecule: messenger RNA, 234 nt
Organism: Choloepus didactylus (southern two-toed sloth)
Lineage: Eukaryota; Metazoa; Chordata; Mammalia; Pilosa; Megalonychidae
Product: DPH3 homolog
Exons: 1
Coding region: 1-234 (77 amino acids)
Biological process (GO): protein histidyl modification to diphthamide
Molecular function (GO): metal ion binding
Source: RefSeq, a predicted model, not a curated record
AUGGUGGUGUUUCACAAGGAGAUGGAUAUUGAGGACUUCUGGUAUCACAAGGACUUGGAGACAUAUUUCUACCCCUGCCCAUGUGGGGAUAAUUUCUUUGUCGCCAAGGAAGAUUUGGAGAAUGGAAAAGACAUGGCAAUGUGUCCUAACUGCUUUCUCAUUAUAAAAGUAAUUUAUGACAAAGAUCAGUUGAUGUGUGGAGAAAUAGUCCCAGUACCUUCCACCAACAAAUAA